This is a messenger RNA of Suricata suricatta (meerkat), 1184 nucleotides long. It is a transcript of the gene TCEAL1, whose product is annotated as transcription elongation factor A like 1. The transcript is spliced from 2 exons. The coding region runs from base 170 to 649 and encodes 159 amino acids. NCBI's taxonomy places the organism in Eukaryota, Metazoa, Chordata, Mammalia, Carnivora, Herpestidae. The record is from RefSeq and is a predicted model, not a curated record.
GCUAGUGCCCAGGAAAGGGACGUGUGUGUCAGUCAGUCCUUCCCUCCUCCCCACUCUCCGCCCCCUACCCUCUCUAGUAUUUGUCUGCAGGUCUGCUUGUCACAGCGGGGCGGCUCGAGGAGGGGAGGUCUAGAGCAAACCGCCAGGAGAGGUCCAGACGAUCCUCAUCAUGGAAAAAUCCUGCAAAGAAACUGAAGAACAGCCACAGAGCGCUCCCAAGACGGAAGAGGAACGACCUCCUGUGGAGCACUCUCCCGAAAAGCAGCCUCCGGAAGAACCGUCUUCCGAGGAACAGUCGGAGGAGGAGGAAUUCUUUCCUGAGGAGCUCCUUCCCGAGCUCCUUCCCGAGAUGCUCGCUUCGGAGGAGCGCCCUCCUCCGGAGCCCCUUUCUGGAAGGGACCUUUUUGAAGAGCGCCCUCCCAUGGAGCAGCCUCCUUGUGGAGUGGGAAAACAUAAGCUGGAAGAAGGAAGCUUCAAAGAGAGGCUGGCUCGCUAUCGCCCGCAAUUUAGAGGGGACAUACACGGCCGAAAUUUGAGCAACGAAGAGAUGAUAAAGGUGGCAGAGGAGAUGGAAGAAAUGAAAAGAGUACGAAACAAAUUAAUGGUCAUGCAUUGGAAGGCGAGACGGAACCGUCCUUAUCCUAUUUAAUGUGUUUGGCCUUUAAUUCUGUUUCACCUGAUAGAAGUAUUGCCACCUGAACUUUGUUUACAUUUUCUCAUGCACCUUUCCCCAUCAUAAUUUUAACUUUUUGCAUGGCUUUAUUUUAGGUAUUUUGCUUGUAACUGGCAUAAAAUUGGGUUUUCUUUCCCCACCUGCAAGCUGCAAGUCUCCCUCUCUCACUUAUUUGCAUGAAAAGGUAUACAUUGUAUACUAUGAAGUGAAAAAAACAAUUUUCAAAAAGUUAUGUAGCAUCCCAUUUUUGUAAAAAUGUAUGUGUAUAUAUUAAUAUGCAAAGAAAAAACUGAAAGUAUAUACUUAAAUGUCUUAACAGCGGCUAUCUGUGCGGUAAGAUAACAGGUGUUUUGGUUUUUCAGUUUUGAUUCAUAGGAACUUCUCAUUUUUCAAGACAAACAGUUUGCUUUUGUUGAAAAAAAUAUGGGAAAAAAUUUAAAAACUGAAUCAACUUAUAAAGACAAUGUGGCACUUAAUAAAUACUUGUCCAAACGUUAAAAGUAAAUCCCAU